CAUUGUAGCGGAGGCUUAACACAGCUGCUCGCUUGCUUGUGAACGCUACACACAAUCCUCGCGGCCGGUUUAACUGGUUUAACCAACGGGAAACAAGUCUCUUUUCAAAAUUCGGCAAGUUUCAUUUGGUUUCGUUCGGGACGUUGAGGGAACAGCGUGUCUUCUCAACCAUGUUCUCACCUACAAGAGAAAUUUCUGAUCCUCGUGGUUGCAUCAUCCCGCGCGAGGCCCGAUAGUUAGGCCUCUAUAUUGUAUUAACCAAUUGGAACUUGCUCGAAAAAUCACAACGUGCCUUCAGGUCGGCACGUAUACCUAGUCGUGGCCAAUAGACCCGCGAAAAGGAGGACUACCACGCCGUUGAGAUUGAUUGCAGCGUCCAGUGCAACACGUGGAAUCGUAAUCCAGGACGAGAAGGUUAAUUGUUACGAGAAGCCAUGCACGACUUUCACAACAAGCUUUGCUCGUUACUCUUAGGAGAAUAUUUCGGCUCUAUCGUACAAUGCAUCGGCAUUAGUUUAGCGUACGGAACGAAAACGUUACACGCAAUAUGUUUCAGAACGAAACUGCCACGGGCGAAGGUAAGGGAAGGUCUACAUGUUCUCAUGAAACACGGUUUUGUUACUUCUGGAGAGUAUGACGAGCGCAUCGGAUAUACCUUGCAUCUAAACAAGGUUAUUAUGCUUCUUCGCUUGCCAAGAUACACGCUCUUUGUAAAAACUAUGUGCGGAGACGAGGGUGAAAUUAUGUUGGAGGAGGUGCUGAAACACGGAUACAUCACGGCAUCAGAAUUGAUAAUAAAGACGUACAAGCGAAUCGAACAGACACCUUCCAAAUCCGUCCAACUGUCUUUCGUUCCGAAUCUAAAAGAGGUGUUCGAGUUGUUGGUAAAAAAUCAAUUUUUAAUGCAUAGUACAUUGGUUAACACGACGAUUGAGGAAGAGCAAGCCGAGAAACCCGUUUACGACUUACCUGAGCUCGACGUGAUGGCCAUUUCCAACGUGUUGGAGGGACAAAAUGUUGAACUUGCCGAUAAUAAGCUGUACUGGAAGGUCAAUUUCGAUCGACUUACACAAGAUCUUAGGGAUCAAAUCGUUAUAUCGGCCAUGACCCCAAGAUUCGAUAAAAAUGCGGAAGAAUUGAUGAGACAAUUGAUAAAUUUAAUGUACCUGCGGACCGCAUCUUGGGCAUCCACGUCGAAUCCCAUCCCGUAUAGCGAAAUAAAGGAAGCAGUGAAGAAGCUGAGUUAUCAAGAGCUCGAGCAUUAUCUCGAUCAAUAUUUGCAGCUUCUGGAGGAGGAUAGUACACAAUUUAUCAAACGGGUUGGCGAUUCCGGUGGAGGGCAGUACAGCAUUAAUAUGAAGAACGCAUUUGUGCAAUUGAUAUGGGCGACUUUGGACCAUAUCGUAACGGAAAGAUUUGGUCCCAAGGCUGCAAGGAUUUUUAGAUUGGUUCGCGACGAAAUUAAUGUUAACAUGGAACAAAUCCAGAAUUUGGCUAUGAUUCCAGCAAAGGAAGCCAAAUCCCUAACAUAUACCUUGUCUCAAGAAAAUUACAUACAAAUUCAAGAGAUGAGGAAAAAUGGAACUUUGUCGGGGCCGGCAAAAGUGCUUUACCGCUUUUACAUCGAUUUUGAUAGACUUGUCGAAAUGGAAACCGAGCAUUGUUAUCAAGCGUUGUACAACAUUAUAAAAAGACGGGAUCUCGAAACAACCAACAACAAACGUAUAAUAGAAAAGCAAUUGAGGAUACAGAUACUUUCCAACAAAUUUGAGGAACAUGGCGCGUCGGAGCAGCAGCUCACUGAUAUUGCAGAAAUGAUGACACCGUCUGAGACUCAACAGUUUGAAAAUGCGCAAAAUGCGAUCAAGAAACUGGCGGCCACACAGUUACAAAUAGACGAAACCUUAUUUUUAUUAAUGCUGUUCUCUAUUGUGAUAUACAGUGCAUUUGAUGUCUCUAUCUAUGAGGAAAAGUCAUCUCGGAUCGUGUGCAACAUAAAUAAAUAAUUGCGAUUCGCCAAUGUUCACUCGUAUAGUUUAAUAAGCAAAUGGCGAUGAAUAUAUGCGUACCUUUUGUCGAAAAGAAUGAGAGAUGAGGGAGAGUUAGUCACGUGACUCACAGCCAGCUUGUGGUGCGUUCUUGAUGAGACUUCCGUUUCAAUUGGUAUUCGACGAAAAUAUCGUAUGUAUUCUCAGGCGCGAAAAUGCAUUUCGUUCACAAUAACAGUAAAGCGCGUGCCUCCUAAAGACAAUGUUAUGCCACGCUGUAUAUAUGUGCGUUCCGAAGAAUGACUUUUCCUUUGUUCUACUGUAUGCUUUGUACGCUCAUCUUAACACUGCCGCGAUGAAGAUUAUUCCGUUACGAGUAUGUAUCAAUAAAUAAAAUUUAAAGUAGUGUUAUCAGUAGCGAUUUACCCAUCAUCCUAAAUAUAUAUUUUGAUUUUAUGCUAUUGAUACCGAUAGUGUACUACGAUCACGACACGAGUAGUGUUAAGAUGAUCGUGAGAAUUUUGUUUCACUCGCACAUCUGACUGUUUUCUUAUACUCUCUACCUUUCACACACUCACAGUCUUUCUCUUACUCUUCCUUUCAUCUCUUUCACGCCUCUUUCUCACUCUCGCUCUCAUUCUAUCUCCUCUCAUUUGCACUAGUACUGCAUAACUAUAUACAUCCCUCAUACAUACAAGUUUUUCAUCUAGAAAUAGUGUCGUACACCCCUAAAACUAAGAUUGAAUUUCGGUAAAGCGUUAUUUUAUUAUAUUUUUUUAUACCAUUAACAACAACGUACAUGUAAAUGAAGUGAAUGCUUGGAAUAUUGAGAGCGGAUGUUAGUGUUCACUUUUUCUUUACGUUAAAUAUACUAUAAUAUUAGUAGUGUAAUUCGAUUUACAAUUUACUAUUCUUACAGUUUGCAUUCGCAUUGGUUGCAUGUAAAGGCCAGUAAAUAUAAUAAUCGUGUGCUGAUAUAUUAUCGCGUAACAUUCGUGAUAUCUGAAAGUAAGGAGAUCGCCACGGACUAAGUAUCGUUGCUAAUUUCAACGAUCGUGUGGGUAGAAGUCGCAAUCGAUGGAAUGCAGAACCGAUUUUUAUCAAAGCAAAUACCGCGGACAACAAUAAGAAUCGGCGAGUACUUUUAAAGAAGGGAAAACGCGGACCGAACUCCAUUGCACGCGCGAGUUACAUUGUCACAGAUGGUUUGGUUUUGUAAAAUUUCGCAAACAUAAAAACAAUUUUUUAAUAUUCAUAACGAAGAUAUGGCACAACUGAAAAAAAAUGCAAGAUAGGCAGAUCAUUCACUCGAAAUAUGUCAUCUUUUUGCUAAGUGAAAAAUUGCCAUUGUCUAACAGUAGAGCGAUUAAAAGAAAAUUGCAUAUCUUUCGAAGCUUGCCCUUGAAACUGGCGACGAAAGCUUGAUCUAGAGAGAGAAACGUACUUUAAGACGUAAAACUUUGAACUGAAGAAAAUUAUGAAUAUGAUAUAAAAUUGAAGUUCCUAGACGCAGUAUUCCAAAAUCAUCACAGACCAAGGAAACGGCUCCAACGAGGGAAAUGUAUACAUGUAAAGAUACUGCAUUAAAAAUGUGUCUCACAUAGAAA
Messenger RNA from Vollenhovia emeryi, 3595 nucleotides. RefSeq names its product DNA-directed RNA polymerase III subunit RPC3 (gene Polr3C). Gene Ontology annotation, molecular function: single-stranded DNA binding. Gene Ontology annotation, biological process: DNA-templated transcription. NCBI's taxonomy places the organism in Eukaryota, Metazoa, Arthropoda, Insecta, Hymenoptera, Formicidae. Bases 435 to 2006 code for a protein of 523 amino acids. The record is from RefSeq and is a predicted model, not a curated record. Gene Ontology annotation, cellular component: RNA polymerase III complex. The transcript has 8 exons.